Heterobilharzia americana is the source of this 1794-nucleotide messenger RNA. NCBI's taxonomy places the organism in Eukaryota, Metazoa, Platyhelminthes, Trematoda, Strigeidida, Schistosomatidae. The record is from the annotation of a GenBank genome assembly.
AUGAUUCGCCAGUUAUAUGAAAAACAAAAAUAUGACCCACCAAUAGCUAGAAAUAUGACACCAAUCGCUGGAAAAAUAUUUUGGGCGCGUCAUUUAUACAAACAAAUUGAUAGGCCAAUGGAACAAUUUCAGAAAAAGUGUUCAGAAGUAUUAUGGGGACAGGAAGGUCAAAAAUGUGUGAAGAAUUUUAAUCGCAUCGCAGAAGCACUUGUUCAAUUUGAAUUAAUUUAUUAUCAUCAUUGGUGUCAAACUAUUGAAAAUGUACACUCUAGUUUGUCGUCGUCACUAAUUAUACGGAAUGCUGAUACAGAACGCUACCAUGUAAAUUUGGAUAUUGCCAUAUUGGAGUUAGUUCAUGAAGCUCGAUAUAUGUCAAGUUUAGGUUUGAACAUCCCAGUAGUGGCUGCUCGUUUAUUGAUUCAAGAAACUAUGCUUAAACAAAGACAUAAUACGUUGCAAGAACUACUCAAUGAAAUUGAAGAAACCUGGUCAUCUGUCCCCAGUGUAGUGCUACCUUUAUUCCAACCAUUCCGUAAUCGAAUAUGUCAAGCUCUCAGCUCGGGUAUUUACCUCUUGAACUGGAAUUCAACUAGCAUAGAUACAUUCAAGGAAAAAGUUCGUAAUGAACUUGACAGCCUACAACUUUUAAUUAAACGCACAACAGACAUUUUAAACUGUCGAAUUGAAGACGUUUUUGAAGAUAUGGCUUCAACAAGUUUAUGUGAUCUGCCAGAAGAUGACCAAGUCACCUUAGAUGAAUUCAUUCAGAUAACUGAAACCACUGUUGCAUAUGCUGCUGAAAGUUUGUCUCUUAAAAGUCACCUUGCAGAAAUGGCUGUGAACGAAAUGUUGGAUCUCAUUAAAGCAGAAAUGGAUGAAGAUGAUUUGAAAAAUCUAUGUUCAGAAUCUGGCUACGAAUGUAUAUCACAAGAUAAACGUCGAGGAAGAUGCCUUGAAUGUAAACCAUGUGUAUUUUUUACAUUUUUAAAUCAGUUCACACAGCGUAAUACAGAGGCAUUAAUUAAAUGUACUCGAAACACAUUAGAGUUUAUAAAAUUAAGAAUUCAGCCAACAUCAUUAAAAUUUCACCAGGAAAGGAGUCAUGAAAAAGAUGAGAAAAUAACACCAUUAUUUAGAGUUAAUCUUAUUCUAUCAAUACCAAAUGUUGUUAUGCAGCCGUCGUUGGAUGAAUUACAGACUGGGUUAAAUAAAGCAAUGUCAAUUAUUCUAAAGAUGGCACAAAAUGUCCAACCAUGGAAACAUAUGUUACUGACGCAAAAACAACAACAGAAAGAACUUGAUCAGUUGGCGGAAGCUCAAGGUGAAGAAGCAAAAUUAUCUUCAACAACAAUAAAACCUUUGCAUCGUAUUAUUGCUGAACAUAAAGAUGUUAUCAAAGUUUCAGUUCAGCUAAACACAAUAUUCAAUGGAUUUAAAGAACAAAUUCAAAAGGUUUCAAAUAGAUACAAUGAAUUUUCAGUCUUGUGGACAACGGAUCCUCAAACAAAUGUAGCCGAUUUCAUGAAGAAUGAACCAAUUCUAUCAGAAAUCAAUGCACAAAUGAAUUAUUAUUCUAAAAUGGAAAAGCUUAUCGAGCUAGUUUCAUCAUCCAGCCAAGUUGGUUCACUUGUAUUUAAAAGUGAUGAGCUUAAAGAGAGUUUAAUCAGAGAAUGUCAAACUUGGCGUCGUGCGUAUGGUCAAGAGUUGAACCAGCGAUGUGCAGCAGAAAUGACUAAAAUUCUGGAACAUUUUGAUAAUUUUACAAAGCGUCUAAGUCGACCGAUAAAGACUUAG